Neopelma chrysocephalum (saffron-crested tyrant-manakin) is the source of this 990-nucleotide messenger RNA. RefSeq names its product anti-Muellerian hormone type-2 receptor-like. The annotation marks the transcript as partial. Gene Ontology annotation, cellular component: signaling receptor complex; plasma membrane. Gene Ontology annotation, molecular function: ATP binding; transforming growth factor beta receptor activity. The transcript is spliced from 8 exons. NCBI's taxonomy places the organism in Eukaryota, Metazoa, Chordata, Aves, Passeriformes, Pipridae. The record is from RefSeq and is a predicted model, not a curated record. Gene Ontology annotation, biological process: BMP signaling pathway; cellular response to growth factor stimulus; protein phosphorylation.
AUGGGGCGGCCAGGCCCCCGCAACCUGAGCUGCGUCUCCUACAAGCACCCGAGCGUGCGGGGCGGGCUGGGGGGCGCGGGGGGGGGCGGCGGCCGGGGCCGUGCGCUGCCCCCCCGGGCAGUGCUGCAUCGGCAUCUGGAACCGCAGCCACGCGCUGGUGCAGGCCCCGCGGGACCCCCCGGAGGUGCCGUCCUCGUGUGCCUGUGCCACGGCCACCUCUGCAACGGGAACACCACGGUGACAGGGACGGGCACGGGCGUGGGGCUGGGGGGGCCCCACCAGGGCCCAGUGCCCGGCCGGGGGGGGUCCACGGGGACCCUGUGGCUGUGGGGGGCCGGCCCCCUCCUCCUCAUCCUCCUCACCUGCCUGGGCAUCCUCGGGCUGCGACGGACAAGGGCCCACACGGGGCAGCCACCCCGGGGGGGGCGGAGAAUCGGGGUCCCCCCGGAGCCCCCCAGCCCCGACCUGCCUGCGCUGCACUUCCUGCAGGUGCUGCAGUCGGGGCGGUUCUCGGCGGUCUGGAGGGGGACCCUUCGCCAGCGGCCCGUGGCCAUCAAGGCGUUCGCGGCGGGGGCUCGCGGGCGCUUCGCGGCCGAACGGGCCGUGCACGCCCUGCCCCUGAUGGAGCACGAGAACGUGGCCCGGCUGCUGGGCACGAGGGGCGCCGGGCCCCGCGCCCGCGGGGGGCUGCUCGUCCUGCAGCUUUACCCGGCCGGGUCCCUGCGUGACUUCCUGGGGCAGCACGUGGGCACGUGGGCGGGCAGCGUGCGCCUGGCGCUGUCCCUGGCCCGUGGCUUGGCCUUCCUGCACCAGGAGCUCUGGCGUGACGGGCUGUACAAGCCCAGCGUGGUGCACCGGGACCUGAGCAGCCAGAACGUGCUGGUGCGGGAGGACGGGACCUGCGCCAUCGGGGACUUCGGGCUGGCGCUGGCGCUGCCACCGCGCGCCCAGGACGGCACCGGGGCACAGCACAACGUGGCCAUCCACAAG